Messenger RNA from Paramuricea clavata, 387 nucleotides. The record is from the annotation of a GenBank genome assembly. NCBI's taxonomy places the organism in Eukaryota, Metazoa, Cnidaria, Anthozoa, Malacalcyonacea, Plexauridae.
AUGCAGAAAUUGGGUCAAGUCAUUCGAAGCGGUUGGCCUGCGAAGUACCGAGAAGUACCGCGUGAACUAGCGGAAUAUUUUUCAGUAAGGGAUGAGUUGGUGAUCGAUAACGGUGUAAUUCUAAAGAGCCAAAGAGUGGUCGUCCCAGAAAGUCUGCGUCGUGUGUAUAUCGAACAGUUACAUAGAGGACACCCUGGAGUAGAGGCAACAAAGAGAAGAGCAAGAGAUGUGGUAUAUUGGCCAACGAUGACGAAAGAUAUCGAGUAUGUAAUAUCUUCGUGCAAACCGUGCAAUAGUACCAAACCACACCAAACCAAAGAGCCCAUGAAAAGUCAUCCAACACCGAAGUUGCCAUGGACACAAGUAAGCGCGGACAUUUUUGAAUGA